Microtus ochrogaster (prairie vole) is the source of this 2775-nucleotide messenger RNA. It is a transcript of the gene Miso1, whose product is annotated as mitochondrial inner membrane subdomain organizer 1. Lineage: Eukaryota; Metazoa; Chordata; Mammalia; Rodentia; Cricetidae. The record is from RefSeq and is a predicted model, not a curated record.
AAAUAAAUAAAAGCUUACAGACAAAACAGCAAUAAUAACCGAAUCGUGUAUAUUUACCCAGAUUUCCAAAUUCUUAAUACUUUACCCCAUUUUUGUUGUUUGUUUUGCGUCAGUGUUCCGUUGUCCUGGCUAUUGUGGUACGCCUAUUGCACACACUUCAUGUACACCGCGGUGCAGGCGUCCCGGAGGGAAGGGGACCGUGGGACGCGCGGCGCGGCGCAGCGCCCCCUGCCGUCCGCGGGAGGAACCAGCGCGGCUCGCCGGACGCGGAAACAUGGCGCGGCCGCCGGCGAGCACAGGGUCGCAGGCGCCCGACCCGGACCAACGGGAAGCCAACGUGGUGACGCGCGUGUCGCAGUGGGCGGACAGCCACCUGCGCCUCGUCCAGAACGUCAGCACGGGAAUGGCCAUAGCUGGGAUCGUGUUACUAAUGAGAAGUGUCCGGCUGACAUCAAAAUUCACAGCCUCUUCAGAUAUUCCAGUGGAGUUUAUAAGAAAGAAAGUGAAGCUCCGUGGCCGAUUACACCGGAUAACCGAGUGUGGUCUAGAAAUUGAACAUAUUCCUAUUACUUUACCUUUUAUAUCUUCGUGGAAAAAAGAGCCAUGUGGGUUUUUGCUGGUUAAGCUGGCUGGAGUAGAACUCACUGAAACCGGUAAGGUCUGGUUACAGAAAGAGCUGAAACCUUCCCAGCUGCUGUGGUUCCAGCUUCUUGGAAAGGAGAAUUCAGCACUGGUUUGCUACCUUCUAGUGAACAAGGGUGGAUAUUUUAACGUGAAUCUGAAUGAGGAAAUUUUAAGAAGAGGCUUGGGCAAAACUGUUCUUGUUAAAGGGCUAAAUUAUGACUCAAAAGCCCACUGGAAAAUCCACAGAAACUUACUUAAGGCUGAACUGACAGCCGUAAAGAAAGGAGAAGGAAUAUGGAAGGAAGAGUCUGAAAAAGAAAGCUAUUUGGGAAAAUUCAAAGAUUCCUGGAGAGAAAUAUGGAAAAACGACAAUUGUUUAAAAACAAGCAGACCAGAUUUCCACUUGACCAAAGACAGUUAUUAUGACAGGUUUCGAAGGGAUUAUGGAAGCUGGAAGGACCACGUGGGCAACUUCUCUUUAGUUUUGAAACUCAGAGAACUUGUGAGCCGCUUGCACUUCGGGAGAAAAAGAUGAAGCAUCCUUGAGGCCUAGAGGUGACCUCUGACAAGUGCAUGACUAUAUGACCACUUUUCCUUGAGUCAAAUGGAAAUUUCUUCAGGUGACCAAAAUUCUAGUCUUAAAAAUUCAAAACACUGUUAAAACCAAAAUCAAUUUGAAAGAAUUAUGAUCAAUGCAAUAUAUUUUCAGGAAAAAGUGACACACUAUACAGUUACCUGGUAGAAGGCUGUAUCCAUGUAGAACUAGUGUUUUGCCUGUUUCUUCUCCUGCCCUGCCCCCUAGUGCUGUGGAUUGAACGCAGGGCCUCAUGCACUCUGGAUUCGCUAGCAUACCUUGGUCAAGUCUCAUUGCCAGCAUUAAUGUCUCAAAAGAAAGUUCAAGUAUUGACUGUUAAAUUAGUUAUUUGGCAUAGCCAGAUUUAAUAUUUGUUUUUCAAUUUCAUCACUUUAUAAUAAAGGAAGUUUUGGAAUGUUUUCUUUCUAAGCCACUUUUUCUCAUAGUGUCUUUCUAGCUGCUAGUGAGUUUGGGCCAGGGCCACAAGAGCUAGGGACACCAUUCUUGGGAAUAAAGAUGGCUAACCUCUGCUGUAGUUAGAUGAGAGGAUUACUCUUACGACAGAGGACAAAGAUGGCCCCACAGAGUAGAGAAAGGAAGGAUCUUUAGGACACCACUGAACCCUGAACGAGCCAACUCCUUGUGUGGUGAGAAAGUCAACUGCCUUGAUAGCAAAGCCAGUGUGAGCUGAGCGUGGCGGCACACACCUGCAAUCCCAGCACUUGGUAAGUAGAGACUGGAGGAUACGGAAUUCGAGGCCAAAGUAUCUUUAGAAAACAACCAAAGGGAGAAACCCUGACUCAAAAAACAAAAAAAAAAAAAAAAGAAAAAAAGAAAACAACCAAAAAGACUUUACUUGAUCUUGCAGUGUAGUAGUGAUAGCACUCUGCCAGGGCGUGAUUAAUAGCUUAUCAGAAGUUUAUUGAUUAAUGUUAAGACUGUGAACAGCAGCGCAAUGAGAGAGAGAUCUGAUAGCUUGCAUUUGUACACCUAAAACAUUCCUAUACUCUGAAACAUUUUUAUCUUCAGACCUUUAUAACAUGCAUGUACAUACCUUAAGUCACUUGCAUGUGUACACCUUAAAACACCUUCUUGGCCCCUAAAACAUUGCAAGAUCCUCACAUCGUGAGCCUUGCACCCCCAAACACCUUUUAUUUCAACAUGGUAAGAAGUUAUGCUGAAGUCUGUUUUGUGAGGUUGUCCCCUUCAAACUGGCAAAACCUCCCAGCCAUCAAACUGCACCAGAGUUCUUGAGAAGGAUAAAAUUUUUACCCGAGUUAUUGAUUUAAAAAUGGCAGAGAACUAAAAUUCUUUUUCUAUGUUGAAAUCACACAUACUGCCUGAGUCAGGACCCUCAAACCUUAAGAGUGCUUACUCCCCGGAAUGCUGGGAUGGCUGUAGAGCUGUUCCACCGCCCUCUAACCCUGACACUGGUAGGUAGUCCAGGCUGGUCUUGAGUUCAUAUUCCGGUGUAAGAAAAUACACUGCCUAUAGCCAAGAUGCACAUUAUUUUAUUUAUUUUCUUGUUAUAAAUACAUGCGAUGUGUCUACAAGGCAAAAGCAACUCCUUCCCAUUC